Messenger RNA from Opisthocomus hoazin, 1141 nucleotides. NCBI's taxonomy places the organism in Eukaryota, Metazoa, Chordata, Aves, Opisthocomiformes, Opisthocomidae. The record is from RefSeq and is a predicted model, not a curated record.
AUGUCCUCUGUAGUAUCUGUAGAUAACCCGGGGGAGGAGACAGAGUGCACCCUCAUCAACUCUGCAGAUUUUGAAGCAAGUUUUAUUCGCCUGAUUGACAAAGUGACCAAUGGCUCUCGGAUUGAAAUAAACCAAACAGGUACUACCCUGUAUUAUCAGCCUGGUCUUCUGUAUGGAGGCUCGCUGGAACAUGACUGCAGCCCCAGUCGUGGUAUUGGCUACUAUUUGGAAAGUCUGCUCUGCUUGGCACCUUUCAUGAAACAUCCGUUGAAGAUUGUCCUGAGAGGAGUAACAAAUGAUCAAGUAGAUCCUUCGGUUGAUGUUCUAAAGGCAACAGCUCUACCCCUACUGAAGAAGUUUGGAAUUGAUGGUGAAAGUCUGGAAAUCAAGAUCAACCGGAGAGGAAUGCCUCCGAAAGGGGGUGGAGAGAUACUGUUUGCGUGCCCAGUGAGAAAGGUCUUGCAGCCGAUUCAGUUCACAGACCCUGGCAAAAUCAAGCGCAUCAGAGGAACUGCAUACUCUGUCAGAGUGUCACCACAGAUGGCAAACAGAAUGGUGGAAUCUGCAAGGAGCAUCCUGAAUAAAUUCCUUCCAGACAUUUAUAUCUACACGGAUCAUAUGAAGGGGGUGAGCUCUGGAAAAUCACCAGGUUUUGGCAUGUGCCUGACUGCAGAGACCAUCAAUGGGACUAUUCUCAGUGCCGAGCUAGCCUCAAACCCUCAGGGCCAGGGAGCAGCUGUGCUUCCCGAGGAACUUGGCCAGAAUUGUGCUAAGCUGUUGCUUGAGGAGGUCUACAGGGGGGGCUGUGUAGAUUCAACAAAUCAGAGCCUUGCUCUGCUCCUCAUGACCCUUGGACAGCGGGAUGUUUCCAAAGUCCUCUUAGGACCUCUGUCUCCAUACACAAUUGAGUUUCUGCGACACCUGAGAAGCUUCUUCCAGAUCAUGUUUAAAAUUGACACAAAGACCCCUGAGGAAGAGCACAUGGGCGGGGAGAAAGUCUUGAUGACGUGUGUUGGCGUUGGAUUUUCCAACCUUAGCAAAACUAUAAGAUAAGAAACAUCUGCAGACGUCAUGGAAUGGGGUGACAGAAAAUGCUGCAAAGAUCUGAUAAAACCUGCCUUUCACUGUGCUUAUUCUGGCA